AUGUGGGACAACAACUGCAACAACUCAAAGACUUCUGAAAAAUUGAGUUGUGGUAGGUUGAAUGAUGCGGUUAACCGGUUGCAUGAAGAGGAAGACUCCAUGAUGAGUUUGAAAGGAUUUCAAUGCACAGUAGAGUGGUAUUUGAACUCGAGUUGUUCAACUCAUAUGACAGGGAGGAAGGUUUGGUUUGUCAAAAUCAAUUGUGCCAUGAAGAACAAAGUAAAGUUCGCGGAUGACACCACUCUAGUGGCUGAUGGGAUCGAUGAUGUUUUGAUCAUGAGAAGGGAUGGUGGACAUUCCUUGAUCAAAUAUGUCUUGUACAUUCCGGGAAUAAAAUGUAACCUUCUAAGUAUUGGUCAAUUUCUUGAGAAGGGUUACAAGAUUCACAGGGAAAACAAGGGGUUGCGCGUUAUGAACGCAAAAUGA
This is a messenger RNA of Lathyrus oleraceus (garden pea), 426 nucleotides long. RefSeq lists its product as uncharacterized. The transcript has a single exon. The coding region runs from base 1 to 426 and encodes 141 amino acids. The record is from RefSeq and is a predicted model, not a curated record. NCBI's taxonomy places the organism in Eukaryota, Viridiplantae, Streptophyta, Magnoliopsida, Fabales, Fabaceae.